Nomia melanderi (Alkali bee) is the source of this 1215-nucleotide messenger RNA. RefSeq names its product odorant receptor 4-like. The record is from RefSeq and is a predicted model, not a curated record. Gene Ontology annotation, cellular component: plasma membrane. Gene Ontology annotation, molecular function: olfactory receptor activity; odorant binding. Gene Ontology annotation, biological process: detection of chemical stimulus involved in sensory perception of smell; sensory perception of smell. NCBI's taxonomy places the organism in Eukaryota, Metazoa, Arthropoda, Insecta, Hymenoptera, Halictidae.
AUGACGUUCGAGAAAACCACGAUCGAGUUGGACAAUCCGAGCGAUUACAGUCUACAGUUGAACAGAUGGUACCUGAAACCGAUCGGUGCCUGGCCGGCGUCGUCGUCUAGCUCCAGGCUCGAGCAUAUCGUGUCGAUAGUGUUGAUCGUGAUCAGUUACUUCGCCAUAUCUUUCACCGUGAUCCCGUGCAUAAUGCACAUUGUCCUCGAGGACGAGGACACUCAGAAGAAGCUGAGAGGGCUGGGACCGCUGAGCCAUUGGCUGGUCGGCGGUAUCAAUUACACGACGCUGCUGGUGCGCAGCAAGCAGAUACGCCGCUGCGUGGAACACCUGCAGGUCGACUGGCAGAUCGUGUCUAGGGUGAAGUAUCAAGAGAUGAUGCUGAAGAACGCGAGGCUCGGCCGAUACGUGUGCAUCUUCUGCGCAGCGUUCAUGCAGGGCGGCGUGCUCGGCUACUGUUUGGUCACCGCGCUGUCCACGGAGCUCGUGGAGUCCGAGAAUGGGACCAGGGUCGUGCACAUAUUGCCCUGCGUGUUCUACAAGAAGGUACUGAACACAGACACCAGCCCCACGAACGAGCUCGUGCUCGCGUCGCAAUUUCUGUCUGGGUUUAUCGUCAACUCCAGCGCCGUCGGAGCGUUCAGCCUGGCCGCGGUCUUCGCGGCGCACGCUUACGGCCAGCUGGACAUCGUAAUGAUAAACAUCACCGAGUUGGUGAAUAGGUACGAAGAGAGAAACACCAGGAUCUACGUCAGCGAGAUUAGAAUGGCCGUGGCGAGCCACAUGAGGGCUCUAAGUCUCAUAUCGUAUAUCGACGACAUGAUGAGCCGGAUAUGUUUCUCGGAAUUGUUCCACUGUACCAUCGGUGUAUGCUUCCUUGGAUAUUAUAUACUUACGGAAUGGAGCGAUCACGAUUUUCAAAAUCUGGCCACCUACUUCAUGAUACUGUGUUCGAUGACGUUCAACAUAUUCGUACUCUGUUAUAUCGGUGAAAUACUGACGGAACAGUGCAAGAAAGUCGGCGAGACGGUGUACAUGACAGACUGGCAUUGCUUACCUUAUAAAUACAGCCACGACCUGUUAAUGAUCAUCUCGAGGUCGACCGUGAUGAUGAAAAUCACCGCCGGCAAAAUGGUUCACAUGUCCAUUUACACGUUCGGCCAAGUAAUGAAAUCUUCCUUCGCGUACUUGAAUUUGUUGCGACAAACCACGUAA